Maudiozyma barnettii is the source of this 648-nucleotide messenger RNA. It is a transcript of the gene GPI11, whose product is annotated as mannose-ethanolamine phosphotransferase GPI11. The record is from RefSeq and is a predicted model, not a curated record. Gene Ontology annotation, cellular component: endoplasmic reticulum membrane. Bases 1 to 648 code for a protein of 215 amino acids. NCBI's taxonomy places the organism in Eukaryota, Fungi, Ascomycota, Saccharomycetes, Saccharomycetales, Saccharomycetaceae. Gene Ontology annotation, biological process: GPI anchor biosynthetic process. The transcript has a single exon.
AUGACAAAGAAAAAUAAGAAUGUCAAGAAGAGAGUAACCUUUUCGGAUGACACUACUAUAACUACUCAUCAUACCCACAAGAAGAAGGACUUAGAUUACGACCGUCCUCCUGUUUAUAUCAGAAAGACUAUAACUACCGUUCCUUUCCAUCUAUUAGCAUUAUUAUAUUACUACAUAAAAGUAUCCAAUAAUUAUGAUACGUUGAGAUUACUACUUACUUUGAUUCCACUUCAAAUUGCAUAUCUGAUCUUCCAAUUCAACAGAUGCACAAUAUAUGGUAACAAAAGAUUAAAGAUUAAUAUCCCACUUUUACUAAUAACAAUCGGAGGCUCCGUAUUGCUUAGUGUCCCUGCAAUGGUCAUUAUUAUUCUCUUUGGUGCUCCAUUCGUUGAACAUAUAUUUCAAACUUGGUUAUUGGCAUUACAUGCAAGUUUUCUAGCCUAUCCAGCUUUAUACUCUGUAUUUAAUUGUGAUUUCAAAGUUGGUCUGUGGAAGAAAUAUUUCAUUGCGAUUAUGAUCGGUGGUUGGAUCAGUUGUGUGGUUAUUCCUUUAGACUGGGAUAGAGAAUGGCAAGUAUGGCCAAUCCCAGUAGUGGUUGGGAUAUAUCUAGGUGCAUUUGUUGGAUAUUCAAUUACCGCAUACAUAUAG